AAUACUGAAAAAAUCAAAUCAUAUAUAUUUCAGUUUGACACUAUUUUUUAAAUUUGGAUUAAUCGUUGUUUAUAGACUUUAUUUUUUUUUACAUGCAAUAUAUAUUUUUUUACAUUUACUGCGAUAUUCGUCACCAAGGCGAAUCAAACAAAUAUAAGCAAAAUGGCUGACCAAGACGCCGGAGAUUGGAAAACUCAAACUUUUCAUAUUCGGAUGAGAUUUGAUCGCCCCCCAGGGUCGGGAAGAAGAUCAGAUAGAAAAUCAGAACGGCCAAGGUUGCCAGUGACCUCACCAUUUUUCAACAAAGCAAAAUCUGAUAUGGUCAGCUAUGAAGAUUUGCUAGUGGCACAAUACUUGGAUGAACUGAAAAGGCAGAACGCUGAUCAUCCAAGAGAAAAGCAACAUGGUCAGCCAUCCCCAUAUCUGCAGCGACUACCGCAUGGUGUUCGCCACACACGUUUUAAGAGGCGUCCAAUGUCAGCUUCAGUGGGCUUUAGACAGUCAGCUGGCAAACCUAAAAUUGAUGCUAAAUUUAUUGCUGAUGCAAAUCUAUGGGACCCUACCAGUCCUCGAGACUUGAGACGCAACCGCCCAGCAAGUGCUCCAGUCAGACGCGUGAGGCCAUUAUCGGGAGUAUCUCAAAGGUCAAGACCACCUUCAGGACGUAGAUCUGUGUUCAAGCAGCUGCCACAUCUAGUGAAAGCUUAUGCCUAUAUCAACGGUUGCCGAGAGAAGUUUGCUUAUCUGGCAGCCCCCAACAUCAAAAUCUUUCUGGAAUUUGCCACUGAGAAGCUGGAUUUGCCCUUUGCUGCCAGGAGGAUAUUUUUAGAAGAUGGCGUUGAAGUGUUCUCUGAGGCAAACAUACCCCCUGACAGUGAUAUCUACAUAUCGAUGGGAGAAAAGUUUAAGGAUCCUUACAGAUCAACAAAAAGGAGUAUGAUUGCAAGAAACAGUUCUGUGUGGACGUUGACAGGCAUAGUCCUUCCUGAAAAGGGCCGAAAGAAAGGUGUCAAGCCAAGAUUGUCCCGAAGAAUGAGAGCUCUAUGUGAAAGCAGCACAGUGAGAGUUAUGGUCUUUAAGAAUGGUGAUUGCAAAGAGCCCAUUGAUGUUGUUGCUGAUUUGGAAAACCUGGACUGCUUUCUAGCUGCCAGCACAGCCAAGCUUGGCCUUCAGAUUCCUGCAAAGGCUGCCUAUGAUGUUGAGGGGAACCGUGUGACAAGUCUAUCUAGCGCGCCAUACCUUUUUGAUGAGGAUGAGGAUGGCCAGAAACUGAAGAACCCAGUGCGGGGGCCAUUGUGGGUGUCCACAGGAGGGUACCCGAUGCUUGACGGCAUGACAGGAUUUUUGAAGAACAAACUGCGGGCUUACAAGGACAACCUCAAGAGACUGACAAAAUACAAAGAAGAUAUUGACAGUGCACUUGACAAUGAUGAGAAUGUGACCGACCCGGAAAUUGCCAAACUGAGUGUUGAUGAGCUCUAUGAGUCCUCUGCUGAGGUUGAAGAAGAAAUUCCCCAAUGCAAAGAAAGGAUUAGUUUGGUGAAAGAGCAAUUGGAAGCCAUUACGAAGAAGGAAGAGCAUUCUUUUAAAGGAACAAAAGAAGCGCUCUACAAGAUUUAUGGAAUAAAUCUAAAGGUGUUGGAAAAUGGAAAACCUGAUGGAGAAUUCACUCAUUUCUUCAACCUGACAGAAGCUCGGAAAGGUGGUUUUAGUAAAGAAUACUAUCUGCAAAAGCUGCUUGAAGAGCUCUCCAACUCAAAGCUGGCCUCAAGUGCCAAUCGUACUCUCAGCAUCAAGGCCCAGAAACUGUUUGACCAGUUCGGCAAUGAGAUUAAAGAUGUGACAAAGCUCUCAGAUGAUCAGCUUGUGUGGAUAUCUUUUGGAGAACCUUUUAUUGAGCCUUUCACAUAUUGCCUUCAGGUGUUCCUGGACAAAGCGGUCAAACUGACCGGUCCCAACGGUGAAGACAAAUUUGCCAGAGAAGCACUUAUUGGGCCAGAGCAAGAAGAGAUGGUGAAAAAUGCCAGCCAUUGGGAAGCAACCAUAGGAUUCCCUGCUUUGUUUGAGAUGGACGAGAUGAAGAUGUUGGAGUAUGAUGAGGAAAAGAUCCAAUACCUUUUGGAUCACUCUGAAGUGGACAGCCGGAGUCACUAUCUGUUGUUAAAGGAUCUUCAUGACUUUGCAUUGUACCCUGAACUUGGCUUUGAAGAGAAAACUCAGGGGAGGAAACAAGUGUUUGUCAUUUCAAAGUCUGGCCAAAUCUACUGCAAGGCGUACCCACAACUGUGUCUGGCUGUGUCAGACACACGCGUGGAGGCUCGACUCUUCACCAGGGAUGUCAGUGUCACAGGCUAUGCUGUUACCCUCCAGAAGAAGAUGGUGGGGAACCCGAGUCAGAUCUGGAGGUUUUCUGAGACUGAAGCGGUCAUCUCUUGCGAUGCUCAGCCAAGCCUCCUGUUGACUUUCCUUGGAAACAAAGCCAGAGACGAAGAAGGUUACCUGAACAAUACCCCUGUCGGUUGCAAAAACGGUGAGAGAGUCUGCCUGUUGGUCACUGAGCCCCUGCCCAGAAAGGAUUUAUCCGCUCAAAGGUUCGCCUUCAAGCAAGAGAAAUUUGAAAAUUUGGGGCAGUGGAAAUUCACUCACUCCUCCAACCCUGAGUGGAACAAGCAGGCAUACUCUUGGCCAGUUACAACAGAUGGACAGUUGAAUGAGGAGUAUGACUGGCCGAUGGAGGGUUACCUGAUACCUAAUGCACCCCCACUACACAAGGCAGGGAAAAGAAUGAGCAUGUCAGGAAUGACCCCAGUGAGACUAAGAGUCCUUAAAAAUGGAGAAAGAAGUCCAGAGGAUGCCAUUAGUGUUGUUGGCCCCAACUUGACCAAAAUGCUGAAGGAUAAUGCAAAGAAAGAGCAAGCAGCAAAGAACAAGAAAAAUAAAAAUAGGUCCAUGACAACCCAGGAGACUGUGGAAGAGUACGUGGACUUUUAUCUUCACUGCAUGGACCUGACUCUCACACAGCUGGAGGUGUUGAUGUUCCUGGAUCAUUGCACUUGUCUUCUGAACCUGCCGUUUGCUGCGAGGAGACUGUUUGAUGCCAAGGGCACUGAAAUUUUCACCCUCCAGUCCCUGGAGCGGGAUCAGCUAAUCUACGUGUCCUGCGGAGAGGCAUGGUCCGACCCGAAGCUCUCGAAAGUGGAACAGAAGAGGCGAUUUCUUCUCUCUCAGCUGGCAACCGAUGUCGCCAAGAUUCAGCACUAUUGUUCACUGAGAAAUCCAGAGAACUAUGUGCUGGAGAUGGAAGGACCUCUGGCUUUGGGCUGUGGUCUGGUGGUGAACAAACAGUGGAGUCUCGGAGAUGAGGAUCGCCAGGACAGAGGUGACGUGGCAAGCACAAAGCGCAGCAACUCACAGAUGAUGAACUACGAUGUGGAUGAUCAGGAGGAACAGACAGAGCAGGACUCCAGGGACCUGUCAGCUCAUGAAAAGUCUCAUCUGAGGUCUGAGGAGCGUAUGAAUACACUCAAGUGGCCAUGGGAACGAUUGGUGAACGUGAACAACAGCAUGGACAAUGAGGACCCGGAGGCCAACAAGUACACAGACAGAGACCUCUAUGAGAAGUUCAAGCCUCAGGCUUCUCCUCGAGUGUCCCGUGACACAUUGCAAAGGUUUGUGUUUGAAGACGGCUUCAUCUCUGUCCAGUCUAACCGGACAUUUGUUGUCGCUGCCACAGACGCUGAAGGACACACAUCAGAUGUGAUACUGACCAAACGCAAGCCUGACUGCAUCUACCAAAGAUGGUUUAUUACUGAGACUGGAGAAAUUAGGUCACGGGUGAAUCAGCAUCUGGUGCUCACAGUGUCCAUGCCAGCGACUGCUUCUGAUUAUCCAACACCGCUGUCUUUUGACCGAUGUCCGGUGAACCUCCAGACCCGCCGCACCAACCAGUUUGGGAAAGCACACCAGAGGUGGAGAUACGAUGCUGAGACAGGUCUACUCCAAGCCUUCUAUGCUGAGUUGCCUGACAAAGAAAUUACUGCCGCCAACAAGGCAGAUGUAUGCACAUACUCCAUUGCUCAGAAAGUGGAUAUUGAUCAACCGGGUUACAUUGUUGAAAUACCCAGUGCCCAGCAUGGCACCACUGAGCACAAAGUGUGUAUAUCUUGUGCCCGGGCAAUGAGAGGUCGGUUUAAGGUGCAGAAGCUGCCGAACAGCAUCAACUUCCACUGCGCAAUGGGAGAGGCGAAGAAACUCAAGAUUAAAGAAGCAGGAAGUUUCAAGGUUUUGAACAACAAGGUCGAUUUGUCCACAUUUGAGGCAGACAUUACUCUAAGGUUCUGGCAAGACACCCUGGACAAUUUGAGGAAACAGACCAGUGUGCAAACAAUAGCCAAGGAGAUUAAUGCGGCGAAGAGUGUGCGCACUGUCAAGGUCAUGGUGUACAAAAACGGAGAAGGUCGACUGAGACGAGGGGAGAUUAUCUGUGGCUCCAGUAUUGAAGGAAUUCUGGUCCAGUGCACUCACCGCCUCGGCAUGAGUAACGCAGCACGUAGGAUGUAUCUAGAGGAUGGAGAGAUGGUGUUGGAUGUGGAUGACCUGGUCAGACAUGCAGUGGACAACUGCAAGAAUGAGAUGAUCAACAUGGUUCUACUGGACAAGGCAGAGAGAGAGGGUGGACAGGCUGAUAACAAAUCCUUACUGGAGGAGGAGGAAGACGAAAUGGCACGACUCGAACGACUGCAGAAAGCAGCCAGUGAGGAGGUGACCAAUCAGAUGAGGCGGUCCCUGGACCUUAUCAUUGGAGCUGAACCCAGGGAAGAGAACCGAAGAGGAAGAGGCCAAGAUAGAGGCAGAGGAGGAGAGGAAGGAGAAGAAGAGGAAGAAGACAAUUCUGAGCAGCAUGAGGAGGACUCAGAACAGAAAGAUUUGGAUGUGGAAGAAGCUCAGAAAAUCAAAAGGGAGAGAGAGCAGCUCCUGGAGAACAUCAAGCUUCCUCCCCUGGACGUGAUCCUCCGCGCCCCGAUUGAGGUCUGGGUCUCCAGCAACAAAGCAUUUGUGUCUCCUGAAGUGGUGGAGUCCAAGGAUGAAAACCGACGCAAGAAGAGACAGUUCAGAGCUCAAGUGUGCCUGGCUCUAGACAUGGACAAGCAUGUACUGAGGCAGAUCAAGGGUCGUCGUCUUGAGAAGAUGGAGCCUGGUGUGUACAAGUCGACCCUGAGCUGCAAGCAGCCGGUGGUCAUCGAGAAACACUGGCAGGAGCCAUCGGUGGAGGAGCAAGACAAGCACCACUCUGUGCACAAACUACAGAUACAUCUUGGAGAAAUUCGAGUGCAUCAGUCGGACAGGAAGUCAGAGCACACUGGAGUUAAUUUUGACAGCAAACUUUAUCAGCAACCAAAUAUGAAAAGAGUAUUGGUGUACCCCAAUGGAGAGACAGCAGAGAGAUGUGUGAACGUAUGGGGAGAAAAUAUUGAUGAAAUACUGGAAAGUGCUACUCAGAAACUAGGCCUAUGGAAACAAGCUAGAAUUCUUUACAGCUUGGAUGGCAAAAGGAUUGAAACAUUUGACGAAGUCCAGCGUGACCAGCUGUUGUGUGUCUCGACGGGGAAAUCAUUCCUGCAGCCGACAAACCAAAAGGUCAACAUAGAAGUGAAAGCCAACUGGGGCAGGGCACGCAAGCAGUAUGGCCACCGUGCCACAGAUGUUAUCGUUGAUGUACAGAAAAACCCACAAGUUGAUGUGGAUCCGUUUGGCCCGCCUCAGCUUGCACUUCCAGUGGAGGAGAAAAAAAGCUCAUAAAUCUUCUGGCUAGCCCAAGGAGUUCUGACUGUAACAUAAUGAAAUAUACACAUGAAAUAUGUACCAACUGAUGAAGCUGUGAUAUCAUAUAGGCCUACUGUCCUAGGAAAUACAGAAAGGUGCAUAGUUUAAGUAAAACGCUAUUGAGACAAAGGUGACUUUGCUUACAAAUUUAUGUUUUAAACUCUCUGCUUUAUGCCAGUUGUCUCUUCUACUGAAUACUCUUUUUUUGUAUUGCCAUGUUUGUUAAAAGAAUUGUUGGAUUUCUUUAGAGUAAAGUGAGGGAAAUGAGAAGAGAAGGAGAAGCGGAGGUACUAUAUUUCUUUGUAAUAACGUGUGUGCUGCUGUUGAAUAUGAAAGUGGGGAUUGUCUCCAUAACUCUGUAAGUGAAAGAACAUAUUUUUUACUCAUCUGCAUCUUUUGAUCUUAACCCUUCAUCAGCACUCAAAACAAGUAUUGUUUACUUUAUAAUGGAAAAUGUUUCAGGAGGUAACACUCCUGUUGCCGGAGAAGGAUGUAAGCUUUGGGUUCAAACAAGAUCAUCUGCUCACUGAAUGUUGAGACUCUCUAGCCUCUCCUAAGACCAGGAAGUGCACACAUUUAUGGAAAAAUGCUGACUGACAUGUGUCACAUACUUGACAAGGGUAAAACAGAUUCUUAAGGUUAGGGGCAUAACCGACAUCUGGAACAUUUUUAUAGCCCUUUUUAUUUAUUCAACAGGCCCCACCAGUGAUAAGUAACAUCCUGAAAUAGAUAGCUUAAUAAAAGUGUGGUACUUGGAAGAACUCUAUAGGAAACUAUACUGAACGUUCAGUUCAAGUUUUGUCAUGUGAAGAGACUUUACCUUUAUUCCUAUGUUCAGUUUAGUAGUACUAGUUUUGGUGAUGGUUUUUUAAUUUUUGUGUUAGAAAAUAUACUUUGUAGUUGGGCUGUUUUUUUUGUUCUGUCUUGUUACAUUGAAAUUUCAUGAUAGCAAACAUUUCAACAAGAGCUAGAGAGCACAUCAACUUAUUAAUGUCAUCAAUGCUAUUUGUUUAUGUUAUAAAGUUUUGAGAGAGACUUUUCAUUUGUGCACAUGGUGGUGUAUGCUGAGAAAGACACAAUGCACCACUGAAAGGCUUACUCUGUGUGCCUCUUUUUUUGUCUGAGUUUACCUUGAUGAACUGAAUUGUGUUAACAAUAUCACAAUUGCCUCUCUGGACUUGUUAACUAUUCCGAUCUCAGCAAAAUAUCGUCUCAAGAAAUGUUGGGGUCAGUCCAUUUGAACUUAAUAUUUUUUAAAGAAAUCAAAAUGUAACUCUUUUUGUUACAGAUAAUUAUCUAUUUGAUUUAAUUGUGGUACUUUUGUACUGUUGUUGCUUGAAUGGAAAUAACAUGCCAUGCAUAAUGAGAUAUAUAUGCUCAUUUUUUAAAUAUAUUUACUAGAAAUGUUAAAUGGUUUAUAUUUUAAAGAAUUUACAUAUUGUAUGUUUCAGAUUCAUUUCUUUUCUCACAUUUGCAAUUUUGACAGUUGCAUCAAUUUCUAAAAUUCAUGAACACAAAUUUACGUUUUUUUACAUUCUCACCAUUUUCAUUUCUUCUUGCAGUCUAUAUUUAUAUCCUUUUACUUUACUUUUAUAUCAAGAGAUGUUUAAUGAUUGACAAUUUUAUAAAACGUUUUAUCUCACCAUACAGUGGCUAAUUGUUGAAUGCUUUGAGCAUUUUCAUAUGUUUGAACUUUCUAAUGUGAAGAUUUUGAAAUACAUCUGUUUAAAAUACUUGAUUGAAAGGCAUAAUGAUUCACAACUAUGCUGGGGAAUUGAGUAAUGCUGGGGAAUUGAGUAAUAAAUGUCUGGGGUUUUUUUUACAGGUAGGGGCCUAAAUGAUUUUGUUGUUUGGUAAUAUCCACAUUAUUUCUUGCAGUUUCUGUUCCUAGUUCAGGUAAACUCUGUAGGAAGCCCAGAGUGCUGGGAGUAAAAAUGUCUGUAUUAUAGAAAAAGCAACUUUUGUAUUGACUUCAACCCUUCAUUGUAUAUUAAGUUAAUGAAUCAAUAAAGAAGGUUUUGUAAAGUUAGGCAUUGAAGUUUGAAGAAGAGGUAAGGAAAAUGCAUGUCAAACUAAAGAAAGACAAUUUUUAAACAUUUCAAAGGACACUAAAAUUUAAACUCUUAUGUUUUAUCUCUUUCUUUUUUAAAAAUAAGUUGACUCAUUGCCUUGGAUAACAUUGCUCUUUCCAAAUUAUGAUCAUCUAUGUUAUCUAUAAACGUCCUUGACUAUAAUCACCAUAGGCCCAGUGAAAACUGUCUCACAUUGGUACAACUGUAUCAACAAAUAAAGGUCUAUUUUAAUUAUUACGGAAGAAUAUAUUUGUUUAAAUGUUAUUGUACAACCUUGUUGACUUACAAUAGUAAUAUACCAGUACACACAUAUACUGAGUUAGAUUUAGCAAACUACUUCCAAACAAUCAUACUCUUCUUAGUCUGUAAAAACACAUUACUCGGAUAAGCAGAUUUUUAUAUAGCUAACAUGUUCAUGAUAUAUCCAAGACAGCACAACACUGAGGCUAUUAAUUUCCCUUUGACAAUGAAACCUGUGAUACCUCCUUAACUCUACGAGCCCCUAGUCCCCUGAGCCCAUAGGAAUCAUGCACUGAAAUGUUUUUGGGUUAACUGCUAGGAUUGCACACUGAGUUGACUGAAGUAUGAGUUUGGUGUGCAAAAGGGUUAAGGGCAGUACAUGCUUAGGCAUGCUCUUGGGUCUGUAGGGUUAAGGCUCCUGCUUUCUUGCCCAUGUUGAUUGAAUUCGUGCUAAUAAGAAAAGCCUUGAAGACUUAUUUCAGUCUCUGCCUCAUAGAAGUAUUGUCUCGCAAUAGAAUCUUUAUCGUUUUAGUUUUUUGUGUGUGAAAAUGAUAGGCCCUAAUGAAUGGUGCCAACUUCUGAGACAAAGGAACUUUUCUUUUGGAUCUAAACACAAAAAGUUCAGGAAAAAAUUAUUUGUAAGAGAUGGGUUUACGGUGAGCUUUUUGGGGGAAGAGACAAAGAAAUAAAUACGCAUUGUUUUUGUUAGCAUUAUGCAUUUAUUAAGACUCAUACCAAAAAGAUAAUAAUAAACAACACUGUGCUCUACUAAGUGUAAGCUUUCUUACAAGAGCGAUAGGUAAACAGGGUCACUCAACACACAUAACUGUUUACUGGAAAUUCUAAGUGCACAAUGUUCUUUCAAAGACUGAGUGUUUUCUGUCUUUCUUUUUUACACACACAUGUUUCCUUGUGUUCCCAUACAAGGAUAUUUUCCUGUUUUAAGAAUUGAAGAAGUGAAUAUUGUUUUUUUAAAUUGGUUCUGUUGUUUUUAAUUCUUGUACUUCUAUUCUUUGAUAUUAAAGUAGUGACAAUAA
Molecule: messenger RNA, 9172 nt
Organism: Aplysia californica (California sea hare)
Lineage: Eukaryota; Metazoa; Mollusca; Gastropoda; Aplysiida; Aplysiidae
Product: doublecortin domain-containing protein 1
Exons: 40
Coding region: 163-5799 (1878 amino acids)
Biological process (GO): intracellular signal transduction; regulation of mitotic cytokinesis
Molecular function (GO): microtubule binding
Source: RefSeq, a predicted model, not a curated record